AUGAGUGUAAGAACAUCCGCUUGUUUGAUUUCUUUGAGUAUCCUUUUAGGAUUCAUUUUGUUCGUCAAAGGUGAACAUUUCUAUUUACCCAAGGAAAAUAAUGAUUUCUCUAAUGAUUUGCAAGACGACUGGGUACCGGUAUCUGGUAUCGAUAAAAGGUCAACUAGACUCAACAAUGGAUUUUCACAGAUAGUGCACAUAACGCCACCCGUCCGGUAUACCAACCGACCACUCAACCCACAACCAGCGGCUUCUAACAAAAUUGAAGUGUUCGCUCAACCACCACCCACUAUAUUAGGUUCUUUUAGUGAAUUCGGUCAUGCAACUAUCGAAGCACGAGAGCCAGCACACACUUUAAAUUUCAGGCCUAGCUACAACUUUGACAGAAAUUACGAAGAGACUAACGACCGUCGUUUUCAACAGAAUGAUUACAAUGAACCAGAAGACCAAAAGCCUCCCGCAAUCGUAGUUUUCAACGCUCAACAACGUCACCCACAAAAUUAUCAAAAACCACCACCACCACAACCACCUCCACAAUUCUACCAAAACUUCCAAUUCCAUAACGUCAACAAUCACCCCAACAAUUACAACAACAACCCCAACAACCCCAACAAUCACAACAACAACAAUAAUAACCAUAAGAGCUUUGGGUUCAAAGAGCCACCAAUCGUACAAGAUCCCCCUAAAAAACUGACACCAUAUUAUGUGCCCAAUGAUCAUAUUUUCCCGAGACCACAGGGUAAUAACAAACAAGUAUACGCGGAACAACGGCCAAAACCUUAUUUAGUAAACCCCACAGAUCCGAUACAACAACAGCCACAGCAAAAUAAGCAACAACAACAACAACAACAACACCACCACUACCACCACCACCAACAACAACAACCACCACAACAACAAAAACAACAACUAAAACAACAGCAGGAACAGCAGCAGCAGUACAAAAUAUCGUCUACAGAAGAUGAACCAUCGGCGUACUUCCAAAAGUAUCCAGGUCACGUCGAAAACCAAAACUUGUAUCCUCAGAUAUCGAAUUUUGCACGACCAUUUGAACAGACAAACGGAGAUCAAAAUGUAUUUAUAAAACCCAAUCAGUAUGUGCACAACCUGAACGUAGGCACAGAAGUGCGGUUCGGCCAGGAACACGGCAGCCUACCGACCCGCCCGGUGACUGUGGACUUGUCGACCGCGUUUACGCACCCAGCGACCAGGCCAUUCAGCAAAUACCAGACACCGACACCCAAAAACGAAGAGCUUUAUCGGAUAUUCCCGGUAAAGGAAGUCAACGCACUGCCUGCAUUUCUGCCUACUCCGGUUACGCUGGGCCACCAGCAACACUCGGACGGACGUCCAAAGGCGUCGUACUUCAAAGACGCCACGGUGGGUGGUUCGUCAGAGUACGACGCUCGCGAGGAACAGGACGAGAACGAGUCCAGCGAGCAGUAUGACAUAUUGAAAAGUCCCACCAAGCCGAUGUUAACCUCGACCUCGACCACGACUACGACCACGACCACGGUAGCUCCCAAGACAACGCGUAAGCGAAAACCAACCACGACGACGACUACCACCACUACCACCGCCGUGCCGGACGACUACGAUGAGUAUGCAGUGCCUAAUCGUCAACAGUUACAGUUACAAGAACACCAACAGGACUACCGACCACGACAGCAAUACCAACAACACCAAGAUUACGAAACGGUGGUUGUACCCACGACUGAGGCGUCGACGACCAACGCGCCAGUCAGAGAAGAACGACCGGUCCAGGUGUCGGUGAACAAGUUUAAGAAAAAGAAACCUUUGCCGUCAUCCAGGCCCAAAGAAUCAUAUUCGGCAGUCGAAUACGAAAACGUGCCUGAACGAGUGACGUUGGCGCCGACCACCACUACCACGACCGCAGCGACCACGACCGCGACGACCACGACCGUAUCCCAGCCGAGUGCCUCCGACGCUGCAGCGGCUGGACGCGCGGGCAAAGAUAAAAUCCAAGACGGAGGACGACGACCACCGCGAGUCUCGCGCCCACGGAUCCGGAAGCCGUUGAACAGCCCGGCAACACGACGGCUCGGAAGACGUACAAGCCGCGGGACCCGGCCCAACCGGUACAAGGCUGGUACAUCGACAACCACUACCACGGACGAACCACAACAACAACAGCAACAGGACACCACCACGGAACGUGCGUACCGGAGCAAGUACAAGCCUGGCAAGUACUACAACAGGCUGAGGACGAGCACCGACUCAGCGGUGGCGGUGGUGGACGAGGGCAGCGAACCGGUGGCCGCCACGGAGCCGACCAGACCGGCUGUGUACUCGGCCAAACGGCGGACGGUGCCGACCAUCAGGACGGCCGCGGUGCAGCCGGCCACGGUCGCAGCGGCCGAAGAGCACAACGGUCUCAGGAGGAGCUCUUCCGUGUCACCCCUCGACGAGAACACUUCUGAGGCGAUGGACGCCGCGUCUUCCGAGGACGUAGAUUACGUCGCAACCACGGUCGCGGUAACUCCGGCGGCACCGAGGCACAAGUACCACACCUCGUAUGCGGCCGACAGACCGCUGUUGCCCAUCGAGUCGUUCUUCCAGUCGUCAAUGGCUAGUAAACGGCACCACAACGAACAGCGAUGA
This is a messenger RNA of Macrosiphum euphorbiae (potato aphid), 2622 nucleotides long. The record is from the annotation of a GenBank genome assembly. Lineage: Eukaryota; Metazoa; Arthropoda; Insecta; Hemiptera; Aphididae.